ACAACAAAGAAAAACGAAUGGUCUUCUUAGAGAGAGAAGGAGGGCGUGCAUGAGAGAGAAAUGAUUGUCAGAUCUUCUCUCUCCUCUCCCCUUUUUUCUUUUCUCACACACCAAAAACAGAGUCUUCAGAGAGAGAGAGAGAGAGAGAGACGGAUACAGAGGGAGGAAGGGAGAGAGAAGGGGGUAAAAGCGCAAGUAGCAGCAGAACUACCACCCACUGGCAGUACUUCAACUACAGUCUUCAUGCUUCUUCCUCACCACCAUUACCAGUGACACCUCGCUGUUCCUUUUCCAUUACUGGAAACAGAGACCGAACCCCCCCAUGUUCAUUUUCAUCUCUUUCCUUUUCCUUCAGAAGAACCCCUCACGUGAGCUCGAACUCGGGUUUCGUCAUCUCCAUCGUCGUCCUCAUGCUUGAAUCGUUGAAUUCUGCUAGUCUUCAUCUGGGUUUCUGUGUUUGAGAGAAAAUCUUGCUUUCUUGAAUCUUGGGAUCCAGUUUCGUCGUUGCCUUUGUAUCUGGGGGUUGUGCUUUCUUGGGUUUGGAGUUAUUGGGCCUCAAUCUCGUUGAAUCAGAAGCUUCUUGAGCAGCUGAAGAUGGUGGGUUCUGUUCUCUGAGGACUCGGGUUAUGAAGUUUCUUACUCGAGUUUGGGAACAUUUUGUGGCGAUUUUCUAUGGUUUCAAAUGAAAUUGACUGAGAGCGAAUGAGGCUGAAAUGGAUUGUGUUUUGUAGCGGAACUGGGUUUGGUUGAAGGUUCUGGGAUGGAUCAUUAUCUGUGGUUUCAGCAUUAUAAAAAGGUCUUGAGCUAGACCAGCUUUGAGUAGUUUGAAGCAGUUCAAUAAGAUGGAGUAUGUGGAUUUGAUUUUGGGGGUUUUGUCAGAGAAGGUGAUGGGGAUGCAAAAGUCUGGUGUUAUAUUAUGAAGGGAAAAUCGCGGUAAAAAGAAAAAAAAGUUUUUCUUGGUCAGUGCAGUGGGUUGUGUACUUGUAUCCAGAGAAUUUUAGUGAAAAUAAAAGAAGGUUCACAAUUUUGGAUCUCCUUUAGUGGGGGUUGAUUUUUUCUUAAAGAAGUUCAGAUUUCAGAGUUCCGCUGAAAUUUGGAUUUUGCAGUUCUGAUUGCCAAAAAAAUGAGGCUGUCUUCUGCAGGUUUUUCUCCCCAAACCCAGGAAGGUGAAAAGAGAGUUUUGAAUUCUGAACUUUGGCAUGCUUGCGCUGGUCCUCUUGUUUCUUUGCCUGCUAUCGGAAGCAGAGUUGUCUACUUCCCUCAGGGUCAUAGCGAGCAGGUUGCAGCAUCGACCAAUCAAGAGGUAGAUGCUCAAAUUCCUAACUACCCAAGCUUGCCUCCACAACUUAUCUGCCAGCUUCACAACGUGACAAUGCAUGCAGAUAUUGAGACGGAUGAAGUAUAUGCUCAAAUGACAUUGCAACCUCUUAGUCCACAAGAGCAAAAGGAAGCAUACCUUCCAGCAGAAUUAGGCUCCCCCAGCAAGCAACCCACAAAUUACUUUUGUAAAACAUUGACUGCCAGUGAUACCAGUACACAUGGUGGUUUCUCAGUUCCUCGCCGGGCAGCUGAAAAAGUGUUCCCACCUUUGGAUUACUCCCUACAGCCUCCAGCCCAGGAAUUAAUUGCAAGGGAUCUUCAUGACAACGAAUGGAAAUUUAGGCAUAUAUUUCGCGGUCAGCCAAAGAGGCAUCUUCUUACAACAGGAUGGAGUGUGUUUGUUAGCGCUAAAAGGCUUGUUGCUGGUGAUUCAGUGCUCUUUAUAUGGAAUGAGAAGAACCAAUUACUUCUCGGGGUUAGACGUGCUAAUCGACCUCAAACUGUGAUGCCAUCAUCAGUUUUAUCAUGCGACAGCAUGCACUUGGGUCUUCUUGCAGCUGCAGCCCAUGCAGCUGCAACAAAUAGCCGCUUCACCAUAUUUUAUAACCCAAGGGCUAGCCCAUCUGAGUUUGUCAUAUCCCUGGCCAAAUACAUCAAAGCUGUUUAUCAUACACGCGUUUCUGUUGGCAUGCGCUUUCGGAUGCUUUUCGAAACAGAAGAAUCUAGUGUCAGGCGCUAUAUGGGAACUAUUACAGGCAUAUGUGACUUGGAUCCUGUUCGAUGGCCAAAUUCGCAUUGGCGAUCUGUGAAGGUCGGAUGGGAUGAAUCCACGGCUGGGGAGAGACAGCCAAGAGUGUCACUGUGGGAGAUUGAACCACUUACAACAUUUCCGAUGUACCCAUCUCCCUUUCCCCUAAGGCUCAAACGCCCUUGGCCACCUGGACUACCCUCUUAUGGCCUCAGGGAUGAUGAUAUGGGAAUGGCUUCUCCAUCGAUGUGGCUUCGAGAUGGAGACCGAGGAAUUCAGUCCCUAAAUUUCCAGGGGAUGGGGUUGACACCGUGGAUGCAACCGAGGCUGGAUGCGUCCAUGCUCGGGUUGCAAACAGACAUGUACCAAGCUAUGGCUGCCGCAGCUCUACAGGAAAUGAGAGCCGUGGAUCCCUGCAAGCUGGCUGCCACAUCCCUUAUGCCUGUUCAGCAUGUGCAGAACAUACCAAGCGCUUCCGCUUCUUUGGUGCCGUCCCAAAUGUUGACGUCAACUCAGCCUCAGCAGUCUCUUCUCCAAGGGAGUAGAGAGAGCCCCCAUCAUUCAGUUUCUCAAGAUCAAGUGCAGUCUCACCUUCUCCAGCGACAGCUGCAGCAUCAGAACUCGUUUACUAAUCAACAGCUGCCACAGCAAGAGCAGCUGCGGCAGCAGCUGGUCAACCAGGAGCAGAUUCCAAGUGCUUCUUCCCCGUCUCAAUUCACUUCGGCCUCUCAGUCUCACACUGCAUCAUUGCAAACCAUGCCUUCCCUUUGCCAGCAACUGAGCUUUUCUGAUUCAACUGGCAAUCCUGUCACUAGCCCUGUUGUCUCUCCCCUGCAGACCCUCUUGGGCUCUUUUACUCAAGAUGGGUCACCCCAUCACCUCAACUUGCCCAGGACCAAUUCCUUGGUGUCCCCUUCUUCCUGGCCGUCAAAGCGAGCUGCAAUUGAAUCUCUUGUUCCUUCAGGGGCUUCCCAAUGCGUUCUGCCUCAGAUGGAUCAGCUGGGCCCGCCUCAGAAUAAUCUUUCUCCAAGUUCUGUCUCAUUGCCACCUUUUCCUGGCAGAGAAUGUUUGGAUCAAGAAGUCACUGACGUGCAGAGCCAUCUUUUAUUUGGAGUUAAUCUAGAACCCUCAUCACUUCUGAUGCAAAAUGGGAUCUCGAGCCUAAGGGCUGUUGGCAGUGAGAGUGACUCGACAUCCAUGCCCUUCCCUUCUAACUAUAUCAGCAACAGUGGUGCAGACUUUGCACCUAAUCCAUCGGUGGCCCCUCCCAGUGGCAUCGAUGAUUCUGGUUUUCUGCAGUCACCAGAAAAUCUGAAUCAUGUAAACCCACCGACUAGAACCUUUGUUAAGGUUUACAAGUCAGGGUCCUUCGGCAGGUCACUAGACAUCACGAAAUUCAGCAGCUACAACGAGCUGCGGAGUGAGCUUGCUCACAUGUUUAGCCUUGAAGGCCAGUUGGAGGACCCUGUGAGAUCAGGCUGGCAGCUUGUAUUCGUAGAUAGGGAGAAUGAUGUUCUUCUCCUUGGUGAUGGCCCUUGGCCGGAGUUUGUGAACAGUGUGUGGUGCAUCAAGAUACUCUCACCUCAAGAAGUCCAGCAAAUGGGCAAACGAGGUCUGGAGCUUCUGAGUUCCGUCCCUGUUCAGAGGCUCUCGAACGGCAGUUGCGAUGAAUUCACAAACAGACAGGAUUCUAGAACCAUGAGCUCCGGAAUACCAUCUGUGGGGUCUCUUGAUUAUGGAACUCUAUGACCACUUAAGAUGCGAUUUCCUCCUGUAAUAUUCAGUCUUGUCCAGGCCAUCUGUGGUUGGGAAAAACGACUUGCUUAGCUCUUACCGUAGAUCGUAACACUUAUGCGUAAUUUAGCACUGUAAUGAUAUUUGCUUCUCUCCCA
This is a messenger RNA of Syzygium oleosum, 3960 nucleotides long. Its product is annotated as auxin response factor 6. Bases 1124 to 3817 code for a protein of 897 amino acids. The transcript has 15 exons. The record is from RefSeq and is a predicted model, not a curated record. Gene Ontology annotation, molecular function: DNA binding; protein binding. Gene Ontology annotation, biological process: response to hormone; regulation of DNA-templated transcription. Lineage: Eukaryota; Viridiplantae; Streptophyta; Magnoliopsida; Myrtales; Myrtaceae. Gene Ontology annotation, cellular component: nucleus.